Messenger RNA from Phytophthora infestans T30-4, 1787 nucleotides. RefSeq lists its product as uncharacterized. The record is from RefSeq and is a predicted model, not a curated record. NCBI's taxonomy places the organism in Eukaryota, Oomycota, Peronosporomycetes, Peronosporales, Peronosporaceae. The transcript has a single exon. The coding region runs from base 45 to 1787 and encodes 580 amino acids.
AGCACGUGAAGCGGAGCACAUUGAUCUUCCCCUUGCGAGUCACCAUGGUCAAAACGUUGUCGCUGCUGCUAUUACCCGCGCUGGUGGUGGCCCAGCAACAAGCCAUUAAUAACGACGUGCUGCUCACGAUGCCCGUGGCCAUCGAUGGGUCGCUCAAAAACCUACAGCUGCUCAAGGGUGAGAGCUUCGAGGACGCUGCAAUGUCCUUCGCUCGCUCCAACGGACUAACGGCUGCCACAGACGACGCUCAAGUGCGCGCUGUCAUCGAUCAGCUGUCAGGUCUGCUGAAGGACAAAAUGCAGGAGGUGGAGGCGGCCCAGCAACAGCAGACACAGCCUGAUGAGGCUUUACCUAGUGUGCAUCUCUCCAUCCCACUCACCAUCGACGGGUAUACGGGCGAUCUACUGAAAUACGAGACGGAGACCCCUGAAGCCGCUGUGGAGAGAUUCCUCUACGCCAGCGGCUUCAGCAUGGACGUCAUGAGGGAAGUAUACCCCCAGUUGAUUACACUUGUCAACCAGAAGUUAGAGGAGCUACAACCCCCUAAGCAGGAACUUUUUGCCUUUGUCUUGUCGUUGGAUGGAAGGGAGAUCACAGUCCGACACUUUGAAGGGGGUGUCCCAAUGGAUGAAGCCGUGGAGACGCUGCGUGGCAUUGGCGUAAACGACGGAGAGUUCAUGGACAGAGUGGCACCGCAGAUCGCCAACCAGAUUGUCAAUGAGAUCAACAAUAGGCAAACAGAACUCGAACAGCAAAGCCAGCAGAUUAAAGAACCCGUGACACAGCAGACCCUACAGAGACGAGAACUCUUCUCGGAGCCGCUGACGCUGAAUGACCAACCGGCGGUUAUGGUCCAUUAUGACGGAUCUACCGCUCGAGAGACGGCGGUGCGUUUCUUGAGUGAGAAUGGGAUUACAGACGACGCGACAAUUGAGUCGAUGAUGCCACAACUUGUCGGUAUUGUGGACAAUCGGAUGGCUGUAUUGUUGGAGCAAGAGGCCCAGGCUCUGGCUCAAAGUACAGCUCAGCAACAGCGACAGCCACUCGUUACGGUACCGAUAAACCUUGAUGAGCAGCGCCAAGCCGAUCUGGAUUACUUUGAAGGCGACGAUGUCGAAGCUACGGUGCAGCGGUUCCUCGUUGCGGUAGGCUUGGGUGAAAGCGAGGGAUUCACCAAUAACGUCGUGCAGCUUUCGUCUCUUGUGCGUGAACGGAUUGCCGCAAUCCCACAGCAACAGGACACAGCAGAAGCUGCGCAACCGACACGACCGGAGCCGCUGUUUGCCAUUCCAGUCACAAUUAGUGGCAACGUGUACAAUCUCGAGUACUUCAAAGGCCAGGAACCGCACAAUGUUGCCAACACGUUCUGUUUAGAGAAGCACGAGAUUGUACGCGCAGAAUUAGGCGUCGAGUUUGACGGAGAUCAGCUGCUAGCGUGUCAAAAUGUGCUGGUGCAGUCGAUUCUCAACACCCUCGACGAGCGACAGCCUGGAGAGCAACAGUCCGGGGAGUCCACCGCUGAAUCACCUGCCCAACCGGAAGCUCCACGUCAAGCCGAGCCUGCAAAAUCGCCACAAACUGAAGCGGAGACUCUCGUGGAUCCUCGAGGUGUCCUUCUUUUCACACUCGACAUUGACAUGGGUGAUGGUACUUCGAUCAAGCUACCAGUACACCGCAACGAAAACCCUCAGGAGCUAGCAUCUGCCUUCUGCACACAACACAAGCUCGACAAAGAAAACAUCCCAGCUCUUGUAGACGCCAUGGAGUCCCAGCUGAAAGUGUUGUAG